Messenger RNA from Didymodactylos carnosus, 1984 nucleotides. Lineage: Eukaryota; Metazoa; Rotifera; Eurotatoria; Philodinida; Philodinidae. The record is from the annotation of a GenBank genome assembly.
AUGCGUCAAUUAUUUUCAGAGAAUGCACAACGUUUUGAUAAAUAUCAUAUUAAAUUGGAAACAACUGAUGGCCCCAUAUUAUUCGAUUACUCUAAAAACAUAAUUAAUGAUGAGAUUUUAAAAGAAUUAUUUCAAUUAUGUCGUGAACGUAAAGUGGAAGAAUAUCGACGUAAAAUGUUUGAUGGCGAGAAAAUUAAUUUUACCGAAGGGCGUGCUGUUUUACACACAGCAUUACGUAAUCGUUCUCAUCAGAAAUCGAUUAAUGUUGAUGGUGCAGAUGUUAUGCCCGAUGUACACAGAGUAUUAGACCAAAUGAAAAAAUUUUCAAACUCGGUAAGAAAUGGUGAUUGGAAAGGAUAUACCAAUGAAGCGAUAAAAGAUAUUGUUAACAUUGGUAUUGGUGGAUCGGAUUUAGGACCAUUAAUGGUGACAGAAGCAUUAAAACCAUAUGGAAAAGAUGGUCCACAUGUUCAUUUUGUAUCUAAUAUCGAUGGUACACAUAUAAAUGAAGUAUUAGGCAAAUUACAACCAGAACAUACUCUAUUCAUCAUAGCGUCAAAAACAUUCACAACACAAGAAACAAUAACAAAUGCUGAAACAGCAAAAGAAUGGUUUCUUAAUAAAGCUGGUAAUAAACAACAUGUAGCGAAGCAUUUUGUGGCUUUAUCAACAAAUACAAAAUUGGUAACUGAAUUCGGUAUUGCCAAAGAAAAUAUGUUUGAGUUUUGGGAUUGGGUUGGUGGACGUUAUUCGCUUUGGUCAGCAAUUGGUUUGUCGAUUUCCUGUUCAAUUGGAUUUAAUAAUUUUGAACAAUUGUUGAAUGGUGCAUAUGAAAUGGAUCAACAUUUUCAAACUGAAAAAUUAGAAACAAAUGUGCCUGUUAUUAUGGCACUAUUAGGCAUAUGGUACAAUAAUUUUUUUGGUUCUGAAACUCAGGCUAUUUUACCGUACGAUCAAUAUAUGCAUCGUUUUGCUGCAUAUUUUCAACAAGGCGAUAUGGAAAGUAAUGGUAAAUAUCGCACUGAAAAUGGUGCUCAAGUUGAUUAUUCAACCGGUCCAAUAAUUUGGGGCGAGCCUGGCACAAAUGGUCAACAUGCAUUUUAUCAAUUAAUCCAUCAAGGUACGAAAUUGAUUCCAUGUGAUUUUAUUGCACCAAUUGAAACACACAAUCCCAUUCGUAAUCAUAUACACCAUAAAAUAUUAUUGGCCAAUUUCUUAGCACAAACCGAAGCAUUAAUGCUUGGUAAAACACAAAAAGAAGUUGAAGAUGAAUUUCAAAAAGAAGGACAAGAUAUAAAGAAUAAUGCACUAGUAUAUCAUAAAGUAUUUCGUGGUAAUCGUCCAACAAAUUCUAUCGUAUUAACCCGUAUAACACCUUUCACAUUAGGCUAUUUGAUUGCUCUUUAUGAACACAAAAUAUUUGUACAAGGUGCUAUUUGGAAUAUUAAUUCAUUUGAUCAAUUUGGGGUGGAAUUAGGCAAACAAUUGGCGAAAAUUAUUCUACCAGAAUUAGACAAAGUUAAACCUGUAACAACACACGACGCAUCAACAAAUGGAUUGUUAAAUUUCAUCAAUUCACAGAGAACAUGGGGACCAAGAAAGCCCAUAUUACUUCAAGCCCAUGACCGUUCGAUCACAAAAAUUCGUUACAAUCGUGAAGGCGAUUUAUUAUUUUCAUCUGGAAAAGAUAAAGUCCCAUCUGUUUGGUAUUCUGUUAAUGGUGAACGUUUAGGUUCUUAUAACGGUCAUAAUGGUACUGUUUGGUGUAUUGAUGUUAAUUGGGAUACAACCUAUUUUGUGUCAGCUGCAGCUGAUAGUACUGUAAAAUUAUGGGAUGUUCAAACAGGUCAAAUCAAAACAACUUAUGGACAUGAAACACCAUGCAGAACAUGUGCAUUUAGCUACGAUGGACAUAUGGUAUUGUAUUCUACUGAUGAAGCAAUGGGAAGACCAUGUGAAUUAUUUGUUGUUGAUAUUAGGAGUA